AGCUAAACGGAUACACACAAUGUUAUACACAGAAAAAGUUGUUCUCAAAGAAGACUUUAAUUAUCAAACGAAGACACAAAACUUAUACUUUUCUUUCUUUUUAAUGCAAUUAUCACCUGCUUAAAAUACAAAAUUUACAUAAAGUUUGGUGAUACUUCAAAUGUAAUUACCAUUUAAAGCGUAGCCGGACUUCAUUUAAAACCUGUAUAUCGAUCAGUGAAAUGGCAGUAAUCGAUCGUGAAAUAAUUUUCACAAAGAAAAUAUAUUGAUUUUCACUUUUUGUAGUGAAAAACCAUCUGUACGGAAAAUCUCACGGCUGCCGGAAGAAGGGACCAGAUAUAGAUUUUUUUUACCACCAAGUAUUUAAAAAACUCUUUUAAAUUGUAUUGUAUAGGGUGAAGUAUUGUCCUUUAUAUAUCGUUCGAAUAUAAUUACAAAUUAUUUAUCCUAAAAAUGCACAUAAAAAGAUAUAUAUAUAUAUAUAAUUUUUAUCUCUUAAUAAUUUUUAUUAUAUGUAGUCUAUGUUUACACAUAUAGCUUAUAUACUCAUUCUAUUUGAUUAUGACUUAUAGGAUGUAGUAUAUUAUUUGGUAAUAUUAGAAAAUUAUAUAUAUGAACGCACGUUGUGUAUAUGUAUUUUUAAUCCUUUAUUAUAACAUUUUUUUUUUCUCCUUAUAGGAAACAUGUUACAGUAGACAACACAAUAUUGAUAAUGGAUUAAUACAUCAAUAUACAAUCAAAAACCCUUAUCCGGCCACCGUAUUAAAUUUCUUUACAUUGAUUUAAUCUAUAGAAAAAAUAUGAUCUUGCAAUUGAUAAAAAAUAUAAAAAAUAAAACUUAAAUUAUACUAUAUCACAUUUACUAAAAUAUUUGUGAUAGCAUUAAUAAAAAGAAAAAGCGCAAGAAAAGUAAUGCAGACAAUAUAGUAGAUUAUUAUAACAAAAUUGUACAAUUGUGUGAAGGGGUUUAAAAAUUUUAUAAAUUUAUGAAAUAUAAAAAGCACAUUUUUCAUGAGUAUACGUGGCACGACUUGAGAAUUACGUAAAAUAUGCUAGGCAAGUAAAAAAAUUAAAUAUAAUUGAGUGCCUAGCUAUAUCCAUUAUUUUGAAACAAAAUGAUGGUCAAUACAUACUUUUUCUUGUACGGGUAAGUGUAAGGUAAAAAUAUAAAUUGCACAUACAUACGAGUGUUUGUAAUUCUGAAUGAUUUAAUAGCGCGCGCGUGUGAUAUUUCUCUUAUAGUAAUAUUAAACUGAACUUUGUAACAUUUGUAAAAAACAAAAAACAAAACAAAAGAAAGAGCUGGACUUUUGUUCAUAUGGAAAAAACUGUAUUGAUAUACAGAUUAGUGAACAAUUCGAUUUAAGUUAUGAAUAUUAUAAAAUUGCAUAAAUAUCCUUUAAUAUUUUUUGUAUUUAAUUAUCAGUAUGGAUUUAUGAUAAUAGAAAAUUUCGAUAAAUUAUCCUAGCAAAUAAUAAUGAAUGAGAAUUAAACGAUGAUGAGCCAAGGCAAAAGAUAAUAUAUAAGUUUAUAAAUAAUAAUAAUUAAAAGUAGUAAUGUGAUGGAGAUAUGUCGUAAUUGUUAAAUUGUAUUUAUAUUGGAUUUGGUUUCAUUGAAAGUACUUUCUUUUAUUAUUUUCAUAUAUAAGUUAUCUCAUUUAAUUCAUAACGAUGUUUUUCAAUAAUUAUUAAUAUGUAUUUUUAUCGAAUGAUUACUUUGUAUUUUUCUGUAUGUAAGCAAGCAUAAUAACAGUAGUAAUAAUAAUGAUUAUUAUAAGAAUUUUGUUUUAUAUCAUCUUUCACAAAAUCAAAAAUCUAUCAUAUUUCGACUAUUGUAUUGGUGAAUCACAGUCAUAAUGUUUUAUAGAAUGAAUAUCCUGUUGAUCAGAAUUAUUUUCCUUCACAUAGAAAGAGGUGCAGCAAAUAUUACUUUAAAUUUGUUGUAAUAACUAUAUUUAAUAUAACUCCUAUAACUGUAGACAUUUAGUAACAUCCACCCAUUUUUUACUUUGUUGUAAUUUCAUAUCAGACAGUAGUUUCCUUUAUGUUAGUUAUACAUAUAUUCGUACUCUCUCUUUUCUAUCAUUUAAUAUCUCUGAUCAUAGUUUUCUUUCAUAAAUUAUAUUACUACCAUUAUCAUAACUAUUAUUAGAAUUAUUAUUAUUAUAAGAUCUUAUAUUAUUCGGGUCAAAAUAUCCCAAAUAAAAUUCAUCAUCACUACUUCAAAAAUUCUCAAAUUUAUUAUUCAUUUCUCUAUAUACUAUUUGAAAAUAAUUAUUUGCAAAACAUUAAAACAAAAACAUGUAUUAAUAAUGAGAAGUUAAUAAUAGGAUGUUAAUAACAGGAAUUAAUAACAAUGUAAUACAAGAAUUAAAAUUUCGUGACAUAAGGUCAUUUCUGUUGUGACUGGGUACAAGAUAUCUGUUCGAAUUAUUUUUAUUGGCACAAAGACUAACGUAUGAUUAAUAAAUUAUUAUCUAGAAAUCCUAAUUCUAUCGAUUAAGUAUCCAAGAUUGAUCUUCUAUCAAAAAAUAUUGUAAGUACUAAUAAAAUAUUUUGUAAAUUCAUAUUUUUCAAUUCAAUUUGAGCGCAUUUACUAAUAUGGAUCACGUAUAAUAUCAGUAUGAAUUUUUCUAAGAUGAAUUUACUUUCUUUGAGAAAAAUUCAUUUUUUAUUAUAUGAAAUAUUAUAUUUAUCACUUCUUGGUGACUACAAAUUAUAAAUAUAGAAGAAAAAAAAAAGAAUUGAAUAUAACAGAAUAAACUCACAUGCAGUAGAAUUAACGAUAAAGGCGCUAAAUUGAGUAAUGUAUUGGUGGAAAAAUACUUUAAAACUGUCUUUCCUAUAUGAUUAUGAAAACGGAUAAAGAAUCCAAAUUAUAAUUAAAAUAUUUGUAUAAAAUGAUGCAUUUGAAAAUGAUUCAAUUUUAAAAGAAAUAAAAAUGUCAGAAGUAAUUAUAUUAAGUGAUUCGAACGAAUCAGAUUCGUUGAUAAAUACUCCAAUUAAUGAAAAAAUAGGAAAUUCUCAACAAGACCCUGUGUCUGAUGAGUUUGAUUUUCCUGAAGUUCAGUUUGAUUAUAUUAGUAAUAAAAAUAAUAUUACUGAUACAAACAAACCAUGUCAAAGACAGUACGGUAUAAAUAAUUCUAAAUCAUUGAAUGUUAUUUCAAAUGUUGAAACUAGUAAUGAGAUAUUUACAAGUGCAUUUUCUAGAAAGAGAUUUUAUACUCAUGAUAUGUCUGAUUCUUUUGAAUCUGAUCAAUAUGAAAAAAAUAUUUGCACUAGUCAACAAUUGAUUAAAGAACCAAUAAAAAAAAGUAAAAAUAAAUUGAAAGAAGAACGUCUUAAAAGACAAGAGAACUUAAUAAAAGAAAAAACAUUAAAAGCAAUAACAGCUAAAAAAUUAAAAAAUAUUAGACCAGGUGAAUGUAUGAAAUUUAUGAAAGUAAUUUUAGAUAAAUAUAUAAAAGAAUAUGAUUUUUAUCCAGAAAUUCUAGUAACAUUAAAUGAUACAAAUGUAUCAUAUAAUUUUAUUUCACAAUUAAUUCCUAAAAGUGUAACUUGGGAGAGAAGUAUAGAAAAAGAUAGCAUAGAUGAAAAUAAUAAAAUAUACACAGAAAUUAAUAAGCAAACUGAAAAAUAUAUAAUUGUUAUUUGGAAUUGGAAUGAGGUAGUAGAAAAAUUAAUGGAUGAUAGUUUUUGUACAAGUAUUUCUUACAUAAGGACUUUAUUGCCAGAUCAUAAUAUGACCUUAGUUAUUUUUGGUAUACAAGAAUACUUUCUAUAUUAUAAGAAAAAAAAUAAAUUAAAAAAUAAUAAGGGUUCAGGAAGUAAGUCAUCUAAUGAGAUUAAAGACUUUAAAAUAUAUAAGGAAUCUCCAGAAAUUUCAAAACAACAACUAGAAGUGUGUCUUGCUGAAAUUCAAAUAAUUAAUAAAUGUAACAGUAGACUUAUUGAAAAUGCAGCCGACUUAGCAUUAAUGAUUUAUCAAUAUACCAAAGCUAUUGCUGAAAUACCAUAUAAAUUAGAAAAGAAACAACAUUUUGACAAAGAAUAUAAUUGGUACAUAGCAGGAGACAAUAAAGACACAGUACGUGUAGAUAAAGAUGGAAAUGGAUUGAAAAGAUUAUGGCAGCAACAACUUUGCCAAUUUAAUUUGAGUAGCUUAGAAAUUGCAGAAGCAAUUUGUUCUGUAUAUAAAAGUCCAGCUCAAUUAGUUGAGGCUUAUAUGAAUUGUACAUCUGCAGAUGGUAGCAAAUUAUUAAAAGAUCUUCCUAUUAGAAGAGCAGUAGGACCCCUUACAACAACCAGGCGAGUUGGUCCUGAAUUAAGUAAAAAAGUUCAUAUCAUGUUUACUUCUGAAAAUGGUGAUGUUUUUCUUGGUAAUAAUGAUUAAAGAUAUAUUUUUUAUCUGCGUUAUCAUUUACUAUUAAAAAGUUAUAGUGAAAUAUGAUGAAUGUU
Molecule: messenger RNA, 4460 nt
Organism: Vespula pensylvanica (western yellowjacket)
Lineage: Eukaryota; Metazoa; Arthropoda; Insecta; Hymenoptera; Vespidae
Gene: mms4
Product: crossover junction endonuclease EME1
Exons: 4
Coding region: 2941-4395 (484 amino acids)
Biological process (GO): resolution of meiotic recombination intermediates; replication fork processing; double-strand break repair
Cellular component (GO): nucleus; Holliday junction resolvase complex
Source: RefSeq, a predicted model, not a curated record